AUGUCCGAGGCCGACCUGGUUUGGCAAUUUCUGUGCACUACAUUCCGUGUCUGUGACAUGUUGCAUAUCUUCCUUUUAAUGCAGCUGACUGCCUAUCUUUGCUACGGAAAGCAGACGCGGCGGCCUAAGCGCGACUCCCAACUCACCGACAACUCGGUCUGGUCUCGACAUCCUCCGCCCGACUGGAUGCAGUUGGGCCAAAUCACGCAUCCGCGCGCCCCGAUUCAAGCCGCCUCGAGACACUCCACUCGACACCAUCGGCACCAGCGAGCCUCGACGACGCUACAGCCCGACACCAGCUACUCGGAGGGCGUCACCGUGUCGGUUGAUGCGACCUCGGCUUCUCUGUUGCCAUGCGCCAACCCCAACACUGCCCACGGUCGUCAGGCCGACAACGUUUUCUCGCCCGACAUUCUCGUAGAGGCCGAGGUAGGUUGA
Molecule: messenger RNA, 438 nt
Organism: Protopolystoma xenopodis
Lineage: Eukaryota; Metazoa; Platyhelminthes; Monogenea; Polystomatidea; Polystomatidae
Source: the annotation of a GenBank genome assembly